AUGGCGCCAGCAACUAGGAACAAACCUUCGAAGCCUGCCAAACUUCAAAAAGCUCCAAAAAAAGUACAAAUUGUUCCCGUCAAAGACGAUUCCUCCUCCGAAUCCGAAGAAGAAGCGCCGCCACAGCAGCUCGAACUCGGAGAUGACGGCGGCAACGACUCUGGUUCUGACUCUGACUUGUCUUCCGACGGGGACGAUCAGUUAGCCGACGAUUUCCUACAAGGAAGCGGCGAAGACGACGACGAAGAGAAUGCCUCGGGUUCGGAUUCUGGUUCGGAGUUGGAUUCUGAUUCGGAUGACGAUGAUGAUGAUAUUGAGAAGAAGUCUAAAGCUAUUGAUGAAGCAAGGGAGAGAGAAAAAGAGGACGCUGAGGCUGAAAUGCAGACUAAUAUCCAAGAAGAGUCCGACGAGUUUAGAUUACCAACCAAACAGGAACUUGAGGAAGAGGCUUUGCGUCCACCUGAUCUUUCCAAUCUUCAAAGGAGGAUUAAAGAGAUUGUCCGUGUUCUUUCCAAUUUUAAGGCUUUGAGGCAAGAUGAGUCGACGAGGAAGGAAUAUGUUGAACAGCUUAAGAAUGAUAUACGCGCAUACUAUGGCUACAAUGAGUUUCUAAUUGGUGCUUUAGUGGAGAUGUUUCCAGUUGUUGAACUGAUGGAAUUGAUUGAAGCUUUUGAGAAGCCUCGUCCUAUAUGUUUGAGAACAAACACUUUAAAGACACGUAGACGAGAUUUGGCAGAUGUCUUGAUAAACCGAGGAGUAAAUCUGGAUCCCUUGAGCAAAUGGUCCAAAGUUGGACUUGUAGUGUAUGAUUCUCAAGUACCAAUUGGUGCCACCCCAGAGUACAUGGCUGGUUUUUACAUGCUUCAAAGUGCUAGUUCUUUUCUGCCUGUGAUGGCCCUGGCUCCUCAAGAAAAGGAACGGAUUGUCGAUAUGGCGGCUGCUCCUGGUGGUAAAACAACUUACAUUGCCGCCCUAAUGAAAAACUCUGGAAUAAUUUUUGCCAAUGAAAUAAAGGUACCACGACUAAAAUCUCUGACUGCAAAUUUGCAUCGGAUGGGUGUAUCAAACACUGUUGUCUGCAACUAUGACGGGAAGGAGCUUCCAAAGGUUAUGGGUCUCAAUUCUGUUGAUAGAGUAUUAUUGGAUGCCCCUUGCAGUGGAACUGGGGUUAUAUCCAAAGAUGAGUCAGUUAAAACAUCUAAAAACUAUGAAGAUAUUAAGAAAUGUGCCCAUCUACAAAAGGAGCUCAUUCUUGCUGCAAUUGACAUGGUAGAUGCUAAUUCAAAAUCUGGGGGAUACAUUGUAUAUUCUACGUGCUCAAUCAUGGUUGCCGAGAAUGAAGCAGUUAUCGAUUAUGCACUCAAAAGGAGGGAUGUUAAACUGGUUCCUUGUGGACUUGACUUUGGGCGUCCAGGGUUCACCAAAUUUAGGGAACUGCGUUUUCACCCUUCAUUAGAUAAAACUAGACGUUUCUAUCCCCAUGUACACAAUAUGGAUGGAUUUUUUGUUGCCAAGUUGAAGAAAAUGAGCAACUCAAAACUUGGUGCAAAACCAUACGAAACAUCUGAAAAGGGCGAAGAAGAAACAGAGCUUGUGAAAGAUGAUGAUAAACCAAGUAAUGGCAUAACUGAAACAUCUGAAAAUGACGAAGAAGAAACAGAGCUUCUGAAAGAUGACGAUAAACCUAGUAAUGGCAUAAAAGAAAACGGAAAACAAUCUUUGGGAUCUGAAUCUAAAAAGAGGAAAAGUGAGAAAUUCCCUUCAAAACCAAGUAGUAAUGGUGUAAAUGCUAAUGUGAAAGCAUCUUUUGAACCUGAAUCCAAGAAAAGGAAAUUUGUGAAAACGAAAUUUCCAUCAAGAGAGGAGAUUUCAAAGUCCAGGGAGGAGAAGAGACUUGCUUUAAUAGAAAGCAAGAGAAAAGGUAUUAAGCAGCCAGAAAACAAGACAACAGGAGAAAACAAGAGAAUAUGGGCUAAGAAACAAAGAAAGGGUGGUAAGAAACAAAGAACAAAAUGA
Molecule: messenger RNA, 2016 nt
Organism: Lathyrus sativus (Indian pea)
Lineage: Eukaryota; Viridiplantae; Streptophyta; Magnoliopsida; Fabales; Fabaceae
Source: the annotation of a GenBank genome assembly